Molecule: messenger RNA, 321 nt
Organism: Paramecium octaurelia
Lineage: Eukaryota; Ciliophora; Oligohymenophorea; Peniculida; Parameciidae
Source: the annotation of a GenBank genome assembly
AAAUAACAUGGGUUAAUCAUGUUGUCAUAAUACUACAACCCCAGAUUCAGAUGCUAAAAUUAAUAAUAAUCUUCCAGAACAGUAUUCAACUAGAGAGCAAUCAGAUACCUUGGCAGGCAAUUCCAAUUAAUAUCAGACAAGAAUCAAUGAAUUAGAAAACAAUGUUUAAAUUUCGUUAGAAGCAAUGAAUAAAUUAAAUUCAACUAUUUAAAAUGUAUUUUUUAGUUUUAACAAUAGCUGUUAGUCUAAGUUGAAGAAUUAAAUAAAUAAUUAGAUCAGAAAUAGAAAUUAGAAUAAAUUGAAAUUAAGGAGGAAGAAUGA